This is a messenger RNA of Symbiodinium pilosum, 603 nucleotides long. The record is from the annotation of a GenBank genome assembly. Lineage: Eukaryota; Dinophyceae; Suessiales; Symbiodiniaceae.
AUGCGCUGCAUCGCGUUCCCGCAAACCCCCAUAUUCCCUUUCCUGUCAUGCUUGCAAUGGCCAAGGAAGCGCUUUCAAGCAAAUCCAGAGUUCGUCAUUUCUGACCUAGACGUUUCGCAGAACAAGCUCACAGUCGAUCAGUUUCAGACCUUAUUUCUUCUAUUGGGCACCGCUGGUGUCCGGGUGAUGCGCUUUCGCAUGUUUGGCUGUGCAACUCUGACGGAUGAAGUGCUUAAAGUGAUGAGUGACUACUUGAGAGCUCUUGGCGCUGACGCGGCUCCGAACGAGAUGCACCUUUCAGAUUGUGCCAUCACAGCUGAGGGUUUCCGAGACCUUUGCUCUGCUCUAGAGGAAACAGAGUUAUUCCCACGUCCAGUGGCUCCAAACUCAGACACGGGCCAUCCACUCUACCUUCGCAUGGAGAACAACUACAUAGAGGAGGCACUUGCUCCACUGGAGAAUAGCCCAGAGACUGAAUUCCAUGCAGUUUUGAGCUGGAAGCAAGACUGCGAAGGCGGCCAUUCAAGAGAAAGCAUCUCGUUUGCAGUUGAGUGCAGGAUUCACAGCAUGGAACUGAAGAAGUCAACUUGCUACACUCUGUAA